AUGAAUCUCUUGGCCUUUUUAACUCUCCUCGGCCUCGGCUCACUGGUUGCUGCGCAAAGACAUAGCGACUUUCCCGCCAACAAGUACUUCUGCUGUGGCAACGGAAGAACGAACGAUGGUCUUACGCGGAAUUGCUGUGGUCGCAACACCUUUAUUCCGCGGGUAGGUGAAAGUAUACCUUCGUGCGAUCUCACGGAUAACUCCAACCCAACUGGGUUCAUAAACUGUUGUAGAGGAAGUGGAUGGAAGACUUGCGGCCCGGAAAUCUAA
Messenger RNA from Colletotrichum truncatum, 270 nucleotides. The record is from RefSeq and is a predicted model, not a curated record. Lineage: Eukaryota; Fungi; Ascomycota; Sordariomycetes; Glomerellales; Glomerellaceae.